Molecule: messenger RNA, 2467 nt
Organism: Theobroma cacao (cacao)
Lineage: Eukaryota; Viridiplantae; Streptophyta; Magnoliopsida; Malvales; Malvaceae
Product: exocyst complex component EXO70A1-like
Biological process (GO): exocytosis
Cellular component (GO): exocyst
Molecular function (GO): phosphatidylinositol-4,5-bisphosphate binding
Source: RefSeq, a predicted model, not a curated record
GUAGUUGAAGUUUCCCAUUCAGAUAUUUGUUUUGCAAGUGAGGUUUGGUUUAGCUCUCAUUAGUUGGGUGAGAAAAAAAGUAAAUGAGUGAUACAGAAGAAACCAUGGGAAUCAAUUAAUUCACGACUUUUCAGCAUUGUGUUUUGAACCUAUAAAAAGUGGAAAUAGUGUUGUGUUGGCCCUCGGGAAUCCUGAGAUUAGGACUUGUUUGGACCAUGGCUGAGGUGGAGAGCUUUGACAAUCUUUUGGCUAGUAGGAAGUUAUUGGAAACUAGCUUGGAGAAUUCAAGAGCUCUUGCCUUGGCCUUGGACAAAACUGGACCAAGAUUAGUGGAGAUAGACAGAAAGUUGGCAUUUUUGGAAGCUGCUAUUCGGCCUAGCUCUUCCAAGAAUUGCACAUUUGCUGCUAUUAGAGAUCAUGUCAGCCUUGCUCUUGGCCCUGCUGUAGCAGUUCUGAAGAUCUUCAAUUCCAUUCGCGAGCUUGAGAAGUCGCUGUUCUCAGGCCCAUUUUCUGAUCUAUCCUCUUACCUUUCAACCAUUAGACAGCUUGAAGGAGCACUAAAAUUUCUCACAGGCAACUGCAACCUGGCAAUCCAAUGGUUAGAAGGAGUUAUGGAAUUCCUGGAAGAUAAUUCUGUUGCCAAUGGUAAGUACAUCGUGAACCUUAGACGAUCAUUAACAAUUUUACAAGAGUUGCAAGCAACCGGGGAACAUGCUUGUCUCUCUGGUGCAUUUGACAAGCUGGAAAUUUCAUUCAAGCAGAUUUUGGCAGAUAAUAGUGUUCCACUUGCUUUAGCCUGUCUAACAGCAAAGCAAGCCUGUGAUGCAGCAACACCUUUUCCGGUGCCUAUACUUCAGAAGUUACAGGCGAUUGUUGAGAGACUGAAUGCCAGUAACAGGCUUGAGAAGUGCAUGUCCAUAUUUGUUGAAGUUCGGAGUCUGAAUACUAGAAAAAGUCUGCAAGCUCUUGAUUUGGCGUACCUUGAGAAGGCAAUCACAGAUUUUGAUGACGUCCAGGAUAUGGAAAGGUGCAUAGAAGAGUGGAGCAAGCAUAUGGAGUUCAUUGUGAAGCAUGUGCUGGAGCAUGAGCACAGGCUCUGCAAGGAAGUCUUUGGAAGUACUGCAUCAGGCGUUUGGAUGGACUGCUAUGCGAAGAUUGCAGCCCAGUCUGGAAUUCUUUCUUUCCUCCAGUUUGGAAUGAGCAUUGCUGAGAGUAAGAACUGUCCUAUCAAACUCUUGAAUUUGUUACGCAUUUUCUCAGUUCUAGAAAAUUUGAGAAUGGAUUUCAACAAGCUUUUUGGAGGGGAAACUUGUGUUGAAAUCAAAACCAUGACAAGCGAUCUGGUCACGAAAGUUGUUAAUGGCGCCAGCGAGAUUUUCUGGGAACUUCCAGUACAGGUGGAGCUGGAAAGACAAAGUUAUCCCCCUAAAGAUGGAGGCAUUCCAAGGCUGGUAAGCUUCGUGACUGGCUACUGUAAUCAGUUGCUCGACGACAAAUACAGACCAGUCUUGACCCAAGUACUGAAAAUCUGUCACGGUUGGAAACAUGAAAAAUAUGAAGAGGGACUUGUUACCAACCAGAUUUACAGCAUAGUAAGAGAAAUCGCGGUUAACUUGGAUGCUUGGUCAAAAGCGUAUGACCAAAGGCCAUUGUCCUACAUAUUCAUGUUGAAUAAUCAUUCUCAUUUCCACAGCCUGAAAGGCACAGAGCUAGGGAAUCUGAUGGGAGAUUCUUGGCUAAGUGCUCAUGGACAGUACAAGGAAUACUAUUCAGCUCUCUACUUGAGAGAGAGCUGGGGGAAACUUCUUACUUGUCUAAGCCAGGAUAAUCCAGUUUCAUCUGAUUUGCCCAAGAGGCUGAAGGCAUUCAAUGAAGCCGUUGAUGAUAUGUACAACAAGCAGUCCAAUUGGGUCAUCUUCGACGAAAGCUUGAGACAGAAGAUGCACCAGCUUGUAGUGCAGGCUUUGGUGCCUGCUUAUAGAAGUUACUUGCAGAAACAUAGCCUUCUAGUCGAGCACAGUGAUACUACUUCUAGAACUGUAAAAUAUACGGCGAAAAGCUUGGAAAACAUGCUUAACACCCUCUUUCAGCCAUGGCAGAUAAAAUACCGGAGCACCAUAGACUCACAUUUCACCGGUAAACAGAGAAAUACAGAAACCAACCAAUUUCGCUUGACACUUACAGCUGUGUAACAGCAGGGCUCCGUAUGUUUUCAUCAAAUAUAAGAUUAAAUUCACCCUUUCUUCCUCCCUGUUUACCUUGUUGAAUUCAUGUUGUUGGAAUGCCAUAUGGAUGACUGCUAUCCAUCGUAACAUUUGAAAAAGGGUAGGCCAUUUACAGUUGACAAUGGUGGUUGAUGAGGCAGUUCAAAAAUUUAAAUAUUUACUGACAUCUGAUAUCCGCCACCUUUUUCCAGAAAGUCUUGUUACUGUUUGUUCGGCAAGAGAGUUUAAGGAAUUUCAUCGAA